CGAUGUCAAAGUGAAGAAGAAGACGAAAAAAACCCCCACGUGUCCUUUCACCCACACUCCCUAGUGCUCCCUCUGCUCUGUCUCCAUGUUCCUCUGUCAUCACUUCUGAAUCUCAUAAGUCAUAAGCCAAACACGACCUUACUCAUCACAACAAUCCAACACUCUCUAUCUCUGAAACAACAUAACUCCAAUUCUGAAUAAAACAAGAUGGAAACAGAAGAAGAGAAUUCACUUAACGCAGCACUAAUAGAAGCUAUUCUCAAGGAGCAAGAGGAAGAAGAUCAAGCUCACAGAAGAAGAGCAGCGUUUAAUUAUGUACCCCCGCCGCAGCUGAACAACCAAUGGCAAACGGUUUCCUAUAACAAACGGAACCGGAACAAAUCCUCUAAGCAGUCUGUAACCGCCGAUCUUGACGGUGCCGCCGCCUCUUCCUCCUCUGCUGCAGCUUCUGAUUCUGUCUUCAGCUCCGUUGAGCGCCACUCCGAGGAGCGUCGACGCCGGAUCGCUGAGGCUCAGAUCGCCGGCGAUAAUGCCUCGUCCGAUGCUGCUCCGCAGAGAUCGCUGCGGUAUUCCGAUGAUGAUGAGGACGAUGACGGUGGCGAUGCCGACCAGGGAGGUGCUCUGAAUGGCUCUUCUCAGGCGAAGAAGGUGAAACAAAAGAAGCCGAAGAAGCCAAAGGUGACGGUGUCAGAGGCAUCUUCAACGAUCAAUGCUGAUGAUCUUGCCGCGUUUCUCGCUGAGAUCACGGCUUCAUAUGAAUCUCAGGAAGACAUUUUGUUGAUGCGAUUUGCUGAUUAUUUUGGCCGCGCCUUCUCAUCUGUCGGAGGAGCUCAAUUCCCAUGGUUUAAGACUUUCAAAGAAUCUCCAGUUGUAAAGAUUGUUGAUAUCCCUCUUUCACAUAUCUCGGAGGAUAUUUAUAAAUUAUCAACAGAAUGGAUUGGCCAUCGAUCAUCCGAAGCACUUGGGUCCUUUGUGCUAUGGUCGUUGGACAGCAUUCUUGCAGACCUUGAAAUUCAUCAGGGUGUUGUUAAGGGAAAUAAAAAGGUGGUCCAGCAGCAACCUUCGGCAAAAUCUCAGGUUGCCAUAUUUGUGGCUUUAGCGAUGAUAAUUCGACGAAAACCUGAUGUCAUGAUUAGUUUAUUGCCAAUAAUGAAGGAGAGUCAAAAAUAUCAAGGUCAGGAUAAACUUCCUCUCAUUAUUUGGGUGAUAGCUCAGGCUUCUCAAGGAGAUCUAGUUGUAGGGUUGUACUUGUGGGUCUCUCUUCUCUUACCUAUGCUCUGCGGCAAAUCCAGUUGUAAUCCACAGUCGAGAGACUUGAUUUUGCAGUUGGUUGAAAGAAUUAUUGCAUAUCCCAAAGCUCGGCCUAUCUUGCUAAAUGGGGCUGUCAGAAAGGGGGAGCGCGUUGUGCCGCCAUCAGCUCUUGACACUCUAUUGAGAAUCACUUUUCCUCCUCCUUCAGCCCGGGUCAAAGCCACUGAGAGAUUCGCAGCUGUUUAUCCAACAUUAAAGGAGGUAGCCCUGGCGGGAUCGCCUGGAAGCAAAGCAACAAAGCAACUUGCGCAGCAGAUAUUAAGCUUUGCAAUUAAAGCUGCUGAAGAAGCCAAUUCUGACCUAUCAAAGGAGGCCAGUGACAUUGUUAUGUGGUGCUUGGCUCAGAACCCUGAAUGUUACAAGCAAUGGGAUUCCCUAUAUAUGGAUAACCUUGAAGCAAGUAUUGUUGUAUUGAGAAAGCUUUCUGAUGACUGUAAGGAACACACCAUCACACAUUCCAGUUCUGAUCUUUUAAGUGAAGCUCUCAGAAGCUUCAUCCAGAAGAAUGAAGAGGGUUUGUCUAAGGUGGAGGACGGUGCUCGCCUUGCAUUAUUGAAGGAUGCUGACAAGCACUGCAAAGUUAUUCUGCGGCAAUUGUCACAAGGUCAUGGAUGCAUGAAGAGCAUGGCAUUCGUUUCUGUUGUACUUGCUGUUGGUGCUGUUUUCUUGUCGCAGAACAUGCAUUUCUUGGAUUAUAAGAAAUUGUCAGAGAUGUUGAACCUGUCCUAGGUUGGCAUGGACGAGGACCAUUUAAUUUACAACCGUCCAAAACAUAGUGAAAUCAAACAAAAAUGGAGUACACAAAACUUGGAUGCUUGCGCUGGCCAAUUAUUUGGGGGUCAUGUAUGUUCCCUAGAUUUAGGUCAAUUUGAGAAAUAACUUUCUCCACAGUUAAAAAGGAUUUGUUAUUUAUUGAUCUAAGAUAAGUGUGUGCCCAAAUGGCUAUAGAGGAAAUUUAUAUGAAGUUGAAACAAAUUGUACUUGGAAGCAAAUUUUGAAGUGUUUCAAUUCACAUUUGUUCUCAUUCUGGUUUAUUCUUGUAUUUCUUUGUUAUGCACAUUCUUGGGACUGGCAUCGAUAAAUAUUUUAUUUUGAGAUUAUACGUUUGAACCUGUGUACUAGUAAAUAUAAAUUAAAUGUA
Arachis stenosperma is the source of this 2452-nucleotide messenger RNA. RefSeq lists its product as uncharacterized. The record is from RefSeq and is a predicted model, not a curated record. The coding region runs from base 208 to 2040 and encodes 610 amino acids. NCBI's taxonomy places the organism in Eukaryota, Viridiplantae, Streptophyta, Magnoliopsida, Fabales, Fabaceae. The transcript has 10 exons. Gene Ontology annotation, cellular component: endoplasmic reticulum; Golgi apparatus.